AUGGACGCCUUCAAGAAAGGUCUCCUCCCGGACGGAGAACUAUACAAAGAACUUACGAAGCUGGGUUACACAACAAUAGAAGAUGCUUUGGCCCAGGCAGUAAUCCAAAUAAGAUGGGAAGAAGAUGAGAUAAACCGAGCAACUCACUCCAGAUAUGACCCGAGGCAGAAUGACAGGAAGCCAGAGCACAGACCGGUGGAACACCACUAUCAACCCCCAGCACACAAUAUGAGUAGAGUCAGAAAACAGUAUGAUCGCCAGCCAACGAGAACCGAUAACAGACAGUUUGGAUCAAACCGGUACAAAAUACCAGAGUACAACCUCAACGUCGAACCGGCCCAGGUCACCGCGAUUAUGAAAAGGAUGGGAUCCACCGUUAAGUGGCGGGGCAAGCUCAAUCCCGAGGCAAGGAGAGACACAACCAAGUGGUGUGAGUUUUACGGUGACCAUGGACACAACACAGCAGACUACAUCGCCUUGCGGCUUGAGGUCGCUGCACUUCUAAAGAAGGGACACCUCCGAGAUCUGUUAACAGAUAAGAGGAAGAACACCAUUAGCCAGAGAAGCUCAAAAGAACCAUCACCACCUCCGCGGGAACCCACACCGAAUGGGCUUUGUUCGCUCAUCUCCGGAGGAUCAGAGAUUAGUAGGGUAAGUUACUCGUCAGCCAAGAGAUAUGCUAGAGCCAACAGCCACCAUGAAGUGCAGUCCAUCCAUCCGGUCUCGCGACCACACACCCAUCAGGUAAUCCAGUUUGAAGAUGACGAGCCGAUCACUUUGGCCGCUCCUCACCAAGAUGCUCUAGUCGUCUCACUGCAGAUCACCGACAUCCUAGUAAAGAGAGUAUUCAUAGAUAGAGGGUCCUCAGCAAACAUCAUAUUCCUUGAAACAAUGAAGGCAAUGGGUCUGGAAGAAACAAACAUCAAUAGGAGGCCGACACUGCUAGUUGGUUUCAAUUCCGAGCAGAAGUACACCAUCGGAGAAAUCAUCCUUCCUAUCUACGAUAGCGAAGUGAACAAACAGACCGUCUUUCUAGUGAUCAACUGCCCUUCACCCUACAACGUCAUCUUGGGUCGGCCUUGGAUCCAUGACAUGCGAGCAGUCCCAUCCACUUUCCACCAGACGACCAAGUUUCCUACCAAGUAG
Molecule: messenger RNA, 1146 nt
Organism: Pistacia vera
Lineage: Eukaryota; Viridiplantae; Streptophyta; Magnoliopsida; Sapindales; Anacardiaceae
Exons: 1
Coding region: 1-1146 (381 amino acids)
Source: RefSeq, a predicted model, not a curated record